UCGAUUAGCAAAACACUGUCGAGAUCAGUUUCAGUUAGUCUUCGAAAAGCAUCGGUUGAAAAGCAUCACGUAAGCUGCACCUUCUUUGCAACGAACGAAAGUAAAUUCAAACGAAACAACCAAAAAAAGGAAGAAAGAAAUUACAUCGAGAAGAAAUCAAUUCAUUUUGAAUUUGUUUACCGACCGCUUUUUUGUGUCCUGCCAUUUUAAUUCUAACCGUUGAUUGAUUUGCGAUUCGGUUGAGUGCGAGUUAAGUUUAUUUCGACUGUUUUUACUAUUGUGUUCGCGAAUUCGAUUUUCUGAGUGCGUGUAAUUCAUUUAUUCGAUUUGAUUUGGUUUGAUUUGAUUUUAUUUCGUUCGUAAACCAAGAGGUACGAGAGUGAUUUUAUGUUCUGUUUGUUUGUUUGUUCUCUCUUGUUUCAAAUCUCAAUUCGAUUUUCAUUUGCGAGUUAAAAUAAGAAAUCAAUCGCAACGCAACUGAUUCGAAUUACCUGGCUGAAAUAAAUGAUUUAAAUUGAAAAUGCGUUGAGCAUGCGCUGAAUAUUUGUAUAGUGAAAAUGAAUUCGGGAUGGAAUUUAAACAAAUCACAUAAAAUGUAUCAACAGCACAGUCAAUUAGUGAUCUAAUAUUUAAAAUGUCAUUCAUCAUUGAUGCAUGAUAAUCAAUAUUCUGGUAAACCAUUGUUUGAUUACGAUAUCAUGAUCAUUCACGGCUCAGUCUAUCAGUGUUGGUGAAUUGAAAUGGCGAAAAUGUUGCUGGCAAUAUUGUAAAAAUAUUUGAACGAAAUAUUUUGAUGAACCGCAAAAAGAGCGAGUGCAUGAGAGUAGGAUCGCGAGAGUAUUUGGCGAAAAUACGUUGCAUAUUUCACAUUUCUGGCGAUAUGCGAGCCUUACGUUGAGCAUGCUGUGUUGAAUUCUUCGAACACUUUCAUUAUACAUAUUGGGUUACACAUUUAAUGACAAAUCAGAUCUUUAUGUUCUAACUUGUCAACUUGUCCUUUUUGCUACUGUGCGCGCUAACACUAAGUAGCUUCUCAGAGUAGGCAAGAACAUAUACUUAUGAAUUGAGCGACAAAGAGGCACUGCGCACAACCUAAUAUCAUUCGUUCACAUCAACCACAAAACGUUGCUCCUGAAAAUCAAGACACAGAGUGAUAAUCUCAAUUCAACUUGUCACUAUUCUGUGUGUUUUGAAUUCAGUGGUGUUCUGUCUAUUGUUCGAAAGAAGAAAAAAAAAUAAAAUGAACAGAUGCCUUUUGGCCACUGAUGUGUGCGCUAGACAUGACGGGAUAAAACGUUGAUUAGCAAUUCGCUCGUCACUUUUUAAUGUGCUAAAAUUGCGGAAUGUUUUAAACGCUUGAGAAACCAAUGCAAAACGGUUAUUUUUAUUUAUUUUUUUCUCAAUUUGUUUGAAAUAAAUUUUCGUCCCAUUCUAUCUCGAUGUCGGGAUUAAAGAGUAUUGGUUACGCAUACCAAACGUAUUUUCCUUGCACAUUGCUUACGUGUUCAGCACACGUCAAACUUUUAUUUUAUGAAAAUACGACAGCCAGAGAUAGAUAGAGAGCAUGAGAGAGAUGUUGAUUUCGGUUGUUCCCACCAUAACAACAACGAAUAUGCACACGUAUCCAAGAAAACGUAGUGUCAUUGGUUAUCAAACCCAACCGCGAACGAAUUGAACGACUAUAGAAAAAAAAUCGGCAACUGCUGAGCCGACGAUGAAAGGACAAUAAUUUUUUGAUUUAAUAAUAUCAUGGCAUUUCUUGUCCUAGCAUUGGCAUUCAAGCGCGCACAGCAGCGACCAAACAUUGAGAAGCAUAGGGAAUAUCGUUUGCUUUGUUAAAAUCCGAAUGAAGUUUCCAACAGAUGUACAGACAAUGGAGUCAACAAGCAAAAAGAAAAUCCCGAAAGAAAAACGCAAGAAUGUGUUUAGCUCAGAGUGAAAGAGACUGUUUUGUGUUCUUGUCAUUGUUGUUGAGCCGCUGGCAACAUACACACCACGUGAUUGGCGCUUUCGAAUAACAUUAUAUAAAGUGUGAUCCCACGAUGUGUGUACGAAAGUAUUUUGAAAAUGGUUAUCUCUUACAGUGUGCCAUUUUUUAUGUGCUAUUUCAAGGACAUUUUUUUUCUUUUCAUUUUCUGUUUUCGCACCGAAUCCAAAAUCGAAGCGACAUUUUCGUUCAACAUAAUUAGAAUCAAUUUAAUAUUCAUAAAUUUUAAUUGCCACAAAGUAUGGAGAGAGCGAAAAGUGCCCGAGACUUUUCAUAUAAAUAGUUUUUUUCCCGUCUGAUGCAAAUAACUGCUGCGCUUGAUACAGUCAAAUUAACAACAAAUUGUGCGCCAUUGCGGUAGACGAACAGAAUCGUGGGCACAUGAAAUGUGAGAACAACAACAACAUCACCGGCAAUAGCAAACAGUCUAGAGUAUGCUAUCGAUUUGGCAGCUAGUUGGCUGAGCAUUUUCGUCAGCCGAUGGCAAGCGAAACGAAUUCAAGAGGUCAAUUCACUUGUUCAUAGCAACACAUAGUGUGUAAUUAUAAUAGAAAAAACCCAGAGACAGAGAAGAACGCUCCAAAUGUCAAUUCAAAAUUCAUCUACUAUUUCUACGACAAACACCAUAUCCAUGCACUACCCUCUUGCGCACGACAUAGCGCGAAUAAAAGAGAAUGAAUGAGGAGAAUAACGCUAAAGGAGAAAUAGAUUCAGACAAGAGUUGAAAAAUAAGAAUUGAAAGUAGAAAAAAGAGUAUUUUUCCUAACGACCCUGUAUUUUUGAAUGUUCAGCCGCUAACAAUUUGCUAUAAAUCAAAUUAAAUGUGCCAUCGAAAGGCGUAACGAGUCCUGGUGUAAAUAUAACAUUUUAUGCACUUAAAGCCAUCGAUGAUGUAACACACAACAAACAUUACAGAGGGAGCGAGACUGAAUGAGACAUAUCGAAACUAUAUACUCACACGCUACACGACAAGAAGCGGACAAAAACGCGCUAAUGCUCACGAUGCGACGGACCUUAAGCGAAAGAAAACUCAAAGAAAGAAAAAAAUAAACGAAAAAAGCGAGAAAAAAACAGAAGAAGGAGAAAUAAAUUGAAAUGAAAGAAGAAAAAUUACAUAUGAUUACACGAAUCGUAUAUUCGAUAUAUUAAUCAAAAUAUGUGCACGAAAUCGUUGUUCGCUGCUUUGUUUCAUUUUGUUUUGUCGAUGGUAGAUCGUAUGUGCGUGGUAAGAUCAUUUAAAAAGCCAUUUUCGUUAAUGUUCAAGAAAUUGAAUCGAAUGCACAAAGUCACGAAAACAUUGGCAGUCAGUUAAAGAGCCGACCGAAUCGUAUGUCGGCCGACCGACCGACCGAAUGUCCGUCCAAUAAACGAGCAAAAGAGAUCGACACAACCGAACUAGAGACACGGCCAAUUAGUGAAAUAGAAAGAAUCGAGAAAAAAAAAUGUGUAGCAUUUGCACAUCUAAAUGAAGUGCAGCCACGCUCGAUUUAAUCAAUCGACAGUAAACAUUUAGUGAGAAGAGAAUUGUGCUCUGACGUUGAAAUACUGAACACUUUUUUGUCGGGAUUUUAAAGAAAAAUGUCACGACGUGAUGAUGAUGAAGGUUUCAACUUCGACGAUAUCGAAGCUGAUUCGUCACCAGAUGUUCCAGCUCCAUCAGCCAUUGCAGCUGAAGAUGGCGAAGUAGGUGAUGUAUUCGAUGUGGAAGAGAGUGCUGCCGCAGCUGCUGAUGCGGCACAAUUACCGGAAGCUGAAGUUCCACCACCUGAAGAUGAGGAGAUGCGUAGACCAAUCCGAUGGUACAGACAUUGGGUUCGACCAAAAUUCUUACAAUAUAGAUACAUGUAUGACUAUCGAACCAACUAUUACAACGAUGUCAUAGAAUAUUUAGAUAAGCGUGCGAAAGGUGUCCAUUGUGAAAUACCACGAGCACAAACUUGGGCUGAGCGUGUUCUCCGAACCCACACGAAUCCAACGGUUCUUGACUACUACAAGAACCAAAAGAAAGAAGAUAAGCAUCUUAUUCAAGUCAUUGCUGCCUCAAUCAGAACCCAUAACUAUCAUACCAAAGCCUACAUCAACCAAAGAUACGCGAGCGUUUUGUAAACGAAAAUUUUAGCAAUCGUGUUGAGCCUAAAUGUCAUUCAGCGCCUCAUCAAACACACACAUACAAACACACACACCUUUUUCUCUCUCUCUUUCUCAAUAUAACCCGAAGAGAACAUAAAACCUAUCGAUAUUAUGCAAUUCACAAUUUGCUCUUCAAUCUUGACCACUAUUUUAUUUUAAAGCCUAUGUCUAUACAUACAUAUAUACGUUUUUUCUUUUAUUGAUUAAUUGGUUAAUUGGUUAAAGUUUUCUUUUGUUCUUUUUCGACCUUUACUUUUACUUUUCAUUUCAAUCUACCUUUAUAACGUUUAUUUUAUCAUAUCCUCCUCUCUUUUUUUAAAACUUAAUUUAUACAAACUAAACUUAAUCGUUGUUGGUUGUAACAAAGCAAAAAAUAUAUAAACUAUCAAAAUCAAUCGUGGAAUUAAAUCUGUAGCUGCUUUGUGUCUUUUCGAUAAUAGAAUCUGAUGUACGAAAUAAAUUUUUUUUUUCUGAAUGUUUAGUGAAGAAAUGAAAA
Molecule: messenger RNA, 4613 nt
Organism: Sitodiplosis mosellana (orange wheat blossom midge)
Lineage: Eukaryota; Metazoa; Arthropoda; Insecta; Diptera; Cecidomyiidae
Product: flightin
Exons: 5
Coding region: 3566-4093 (175 amino acids)
Source: RefSeq, a predicted model, not a curated record